This is a messenger RNA of Thunnus maccoyii (southern bluefin tuna), 2245 nucleotides long. It is a transcript of the gene ptk6b, whose product is annotated as PTK6 protein tyrosine kinase 6b. Lineage: Eukaryota; Metazoa; Chordata; Actinopteri; Scombriformes; Scombridae. Bases 445 to 1974 code for a protein of 509 amino acids. Gene Ontology annotation, biological process: innate immune response; protein phosphorylation; cell surface receptor protein tyrosine kinase signaling pathway. The record is from RefSeq and is a predicted model, not a curated record. Gene Ontology annotation, molecular function: ATP binding; signaling receptor binding; non-membrane spanning protein tyrosine kinase activity. The transcript has 8 exons. Gene Ontology annotation, cellular component: extrinsic component of cytoplasmic side of plasma membrane.
ACAAGAAUAAAAACAUAUUUUUGAGUUGAGGGGGACUUUAAUUUGCUUUCCACUGCAGCUACAGUACAGUUACAUGUAUUUAUAGAUGCUGCCUUUUUCUAUCUUUAUCUAUAUUGAACAGUAACGUAAACUUGUUGUGGCAGCAGACACACGAAUGAGAUUUAUGACGCAUCUGUCAUAUUAUAGGCGGAGUUCACACGCACAUUUUUAGCUAUUAUUGCCUGGCAUGAGGAAGUUGUUGUCAGUCCUCUCUGAGCGCAUGAGACAGAUAAACCUCAACAGGACCAAUCCUGCACCGACCACUUCUCUACAAGACAUUCCGGGAAUUCCUCCUUCUCUCUACCUGUCCGACAGGUGUAGUCGGUUGGCGCUCGGUUGACGCGCACAGAGGCUGAAAAGGGGGGGAAAGGCGGCUCUUAAAGAGGGGACCGUUCAUGGUCAUCUAUGGGUGAGUGUCUGAGGAGAGCAUGCCCAUGUCUGGAAGUACUAUGGCAGCGGAUUUUCAGCGACAAAAAGGCUUCUCCUGAAGAUGGAGACCGGAGAGAUAGCAGCGGUGACGGCGGCGGCGGCAGUGAGCGGAGGUCACCGACCCCGGCGCGGCACCCGCCGCCGCCGACGCCGCUGCAUGGCAGAGCGAACGACAGCGGUGCCAUCUACACGGCGCUGUGGUCGUUUGAAUCCCGGCAUCCAGAGGAGCUGUCGUUCCAGGAGGGGGAACUGUUCAGUGUUAUCACCCGCGAUGGAGGAUGGUGGAGCGCGCGGAAGAUCGACAAGAACGGGCGCGUGCUCGGUAACGGGAUCGUGCCCAGUAACUACCUGGUGAGGGCUGAGUCCCUGGAGAUGGAACCAUGGUAUUUUGGGACAAUGAACCGCUUCGAGGCACAAAGUCACCUGUUGGGACCAGAAAACGAUCAGGGAGCUUUCCUCAUCCGCUGCAGCGAGAAAGACAACGUUGGAUACGUCCUUUCGGUGAAGUCAGACAGUCGGGUGAAGCAUUUUAAGAUCCUCCAAGCAAACAAGGGUCAUUUCUACGUGGAGCAAAACAAUGAGUUCAGCUCUCUGAUCGAUCUGGUGGAGCAUUACUGUACGAACAGCCUCAACAACACAGGCAGACUGGGAAGCCCCUGCAAGAGGAGAAAGCCCAAAACAGAUCCAAAUUUUACGGAGGAUGACUGGGAACUCCCAAAAGAGGAGUUCACCCUGCUGGAGGAGCUGGGCAGCGGUUACUUCUCUGAUGUCUAUCGGGGACUCUGGAAAAAAAAUAUUAAUGUCGCCAUCAAGAUCAUCAAACGUGAUUCAGAGAUGAACCACCAUGAAUUUCAUAGGGAAGUUCAGAUCUUGAAGAGUCUCCGCCAUCGUCACCUCAUCUCUCUGUUUGCCGUCUGCACAGCUACAACGCCGUACUACAUCAUCACCGAGCUGAUGGAGAAAGGCAGCUUGCUCAACUUCCUAAGAGGUCCAGAGGGGCAACUUCAAGACGUGGUGUCACUCAUUGACAUGGGUGCCCAGGUGGCUGAUGGGAUGUCAUACCUUGAGGAGAAGAACAGCAUCCACAGAGAUUUAGCAGCUCGAAACGUCCUGGUGGGAGAACACUACAUCUGUAAGGUGGCUGACUUCGGACUGGCCAGAGUGAUCAAGGAGCCGUUUUACAUCACAGAAGAUAAAAAGAUUCCCUACAAGUGGAGUGCUCCUGAGGCCAUCAGCCAUGGAAAGUUCUCCAACAAGUCAGACGUCUGGUCUUUUGGUGUCUUGCUCUAUGAGAUUAUCACCUACGGAGGCGUUCCUUACCCAGCCUUUAGCAACCAGGAAGUGUACCAGCAGGUUACCAGGGGAUACAGGAUUCCAGCUCCGUCCAAAUGCCCCAACUUCCUCUACCAAAUUAUGUUGAAAUGUUGGAGCACCGAGCCAGCGGACAGGCCAGACUUCAAGACCCUCAAGGUUCAACUGGACAGCAGCUCCUACGAGUUGGAGUGAGCGCCCCCUGACUUCCUGCAGUACAGACUCUUGGCCACCAAGGGGCAGCAGAGAGUCCGACACUGAGCAGGGAUUGUGAAUUUAAACAGAGGACUCUCUUUUUUUAAAAACAAUAGAGACAAAACACAACUGCUUUUACAGGCGUUUGUGUAAAAUGACUUUGACUGUGUGUUUGGAGUUUGCUAACCUGAAACCCUGAUGUAUUUUAUUCAGCCCACUAGAUUAUUCUCAUUAUCAAUUUAUCAGAUUAUUAUUUUUCUUUCAACUAAAA